Messenger RNA from Coregonus sp. 'balchen', 10847 nucleotides. Lineage: Eukaryota; Metazoa; Chordata; Actinopteri; Salmoniformes; Salmonidae. The record is from the annotation of a GenBank genome assembly.
AUCAAUCUGAAGGCGUUUGUAGUUGAUCAGUGACUGAAGUGAAGGAUACAAGUUGUGCAAUAUCAAGGUGAUAAAGUGGGCAACGUGAACUUUAGAUUGUGGGAAUAGGACUUUCAAAGUACCCAUUAUUUCAUUCCACGCUUUUUCUCAAGUUUAAAAUACCCUUUGUUGAAGAAACGGUCAAGAGAAACAUGAACAAAGUGUUCCUCGUGUUGUUUUUAUUUGCCUCCGUCUACUCUGAGUCGGUAAGUAAUUUUCGCUUGCUAACAGAAUACCGGGUAACGUUAACUCAGCUACCGUUAGCUAUAGCUAAUUUAACGUUACUCACUUUUACUUUAAUCUCUUGAUGUGUUCGUUUCAAUUUACUUAGCCUAACUAACCUAACUUACCACAAUGGCUUUAGUUUAGCUAACCUUACUACUUCAGUUGGCUAAAGCCAAGACAAUGCUAACGUUAGCUACUGUAGUAGCUGUUAUUACUGCUAAUCAGCUAGUUAGCUACUUACUUAGCCAAGUUAACGUUAGCCACCAACACUUAAUGUAAUGGCUAUUAAGGUAACUACUGUUUUAGCUAGCUGCUCAACUUGAUUGUUUACAAAAUUACAGAUUGUUUACCAAACUACACAUUUAGCAGUCUAACUAGCUAAUUGUGCUUAGUCAGGUAGCUGGAUAACUAGCUACAGUAGCUAAGUUAGCUACCUACCUAGCAAAGUCAGCUAAAUUGACAAAAUAUUUUUCGAAAGAGUAAGGCAUAUGGUUUGUGGCCCCUGGCCUCCCCAUCAUAAGAGAAAGCAAUGGUGUUUAAAUUGUGGUAGAUAGCUACAUUUGUCUGGCUAGCUAGAUACAUUGAUUUGUCUGGUGUGUGGGGGAGGUGUAGUGAUAAUCAUGCAGGUGACCAUCCAUCACAUGUAGCUCAGAAAGAGGGCAAGCUAGAUUAGGUUAUAUACACUGGUCUAACAUGUCAGAUAACCUAAACUUUAUCUAGGGACGCCCAUAUUUAGCUGGGCUAUUGUAAUUUGACCAGUACUGUUGACCUGUUUCCAUUUUACUAUAUAAUUCAAUUACAGCAGUGACUAAAUGUUUUAUUGCUGACCAGUUGCCAAAUAAAGACCACAAUCAUUUAUCAAACUAAACAAACACUGCAUAUAACAUGGCUCAACACACUAUCAGUGUUUAGACUAGUUCUCAAUUCAGUAUGCCUAAUGCAAUGUGGUUUCGUUUUGGACAGUUGGUUUGAUAACUUUUGGAAGUGGAUAUGAAGCAGACGUGCACAUACCAGGAUGUAGGUGUACUUCCUUGUGCUAUUUGAUGUAAUCUGUUGACAAUGACAGCGUCCAAUCCUGUCCGCUUAAUUGGAAAUAAUUGCCAUGGUCAGAUGUCGGGAAGGGGGCUAAAACAGAAUGGUUAUAGGCUAACUAGAUGCCACCCAGUGAGACCGACUGGGCAAUAUGCUAAUGCAGUGCUCAGCAGACCCUGCCCGAAGGAUAGGUGCUCAUUGCCGAUGGUCCUCAGAUCCUAGUCUUCUGAAUACAUAGCUACAGAUUUGUAAAGGGAUAAUGUGAUUCUCCAUUACCCGUUAGAGGAUAGCUACUGUAGCACAAAGAAUCUUGACCUUAACUUGGCAAUACUAUUUUCGUUCUCGAUUCAGCCGAACAUGUCUUCAAAAAGGUCCAGUUACAGGUGGUUCGUUUAUAUAUAGAAAAUGCUCUGUUAUUAAAAUAAAUAUUUUGCGCCAUGAAGUAAUCCAACAAUGUGUAUGCCACCAUUUUGUCUAUUUCAAAUAUUCUCUCAUUGAUUGAGACAGGUGGGUCAACCCCAAAGUGAUGCAUGUCAUGAAGUUACUUUGACAAGUUACAUUUAUAAAUUAAUAUUUAUAAUAUUGUCUAAGUCAGGGUUUUUUCAAAAUGGGUGUUGGGCGUGGCGGGGGUGUUGCAGUGGGCGUAGCCAAUGGCAAGGUUGUUGACCAACAUUUUUAAAGGCCCUCCUGUUGGCUGCAGUGACAGCAUUUAGCCAUUUUAAAGUGAAUUUCCUGCAAUUCUACACAUUUUGCCAUGGCUUAUGCUAUCUGAGUGACUCAAACAUUAUAUGAAAUUAAAGGGGGCCCCAUGGCAUGACAAAUACACCCGAAUGCAUCAUUUUGUGAAUUUUAGGUUCUCCCUUACUGUCUAGCUUUUAUUUUGGUGAUUGUUAGUUCUCAGAGAUCUUAUAAAAAAUAAAACACUAUUUUAUUAACUAUUUGGCACGAAAACACUAAGGCUGCCCGCCCAAUACUUUUCUAUGUACAAAAAACCCUGGAAGUGUUUAUCGAUGUCCUUAAAUUGGGCUUAAGCUCCAGCAGCAGCACUUUCAAUAAGCGGGAAACAAAAAACUAAUGAAUGAUGAGUGUGUCAGUUAUCACACAAACAACUUUUGUUUUGAAUAGCUUACAAAUUGUGCAUUUAUAUAAAAGUCAACAACAUUUGCAUAAAACAAAUUAUUUAGCAUAUGACAUUCUUUAUACCACUUUCAUUAACAUUUGGCUUAGACCAAAAUAACCAAUAGGCCUAUUAUCCUUGCUCUAUGCCUUUUGCCUAUGGAACUGUAAAAAUCAAAUCAGAAAGAAAAUAUUAAUAACAAGGAACUCUAGCAUUUCACCCCACAGAGAAGCAUACUCAACAAGAUGACUGAGGUUUGUAGUCUGUCCAUCCUUUGCCCUCAAUCUUUAUGCAUAUUCUGCAAGUGACUUAAGUCAGGUCUGCCAAACAGGUGACAACGUGCUUUUCUUUCCCUCAAAUUCAGCCGUCGUUUUCUCUGAUUUUAGCUAAGGCAGGCCAUACUAUAGUUACUAAGUGAAAUCCUGUCACUUCCGCUUUUCUCUUCUUCCGGAAAGUAGCCUAAUGGAAGAAUGUUGCAAAUGCGCUUACCCAGAUCAGGAUAAAGUAACAGUAGCCUACACUUGAUACGGCUAUAGUAUUCAUUUUUAAAAGGUAGGCUAAUAUACCUGAUAGCCUUGAGUAUUUUUAUGGACAAGAGAAACAACCUUACCAAUUUGAAAAUCAUUCUGCAGCCUAGACAGGGCUGUUGCGGUGACCUUAUUACUGCCACACCGGCAGUCAUGACCACAAUAAAAUUCCCUGUGCCACUGUAAUCUCCCUUUUUAUGCACUCUGGACAUGCUGACAUCAAUGCAAUUGAAAAUCACACCAAACUCUUCACUGUGAUGAUCAAUUUGAAGAAAGAAGUUCAACAGCAGGUUGAAACAGUGUCAAACAUGGUUGUUGUGGCUGUUUCAAAGCCUAAGCCAACGAAAUGGACGGGGCUUUCUAAGGUGAUGAUUAUUUAUUUAUUUUUUAUUUAAUUUUUAUUUCACCUUUAUUUAACCAGGUAAACCAGUUGAGAACAAGUUCUCAUUUACAACUGCGACCUGGCCAAGAUAAAGCAAAGCAGUGCGAUAAAAACAACAACACAGAGUUACAUAUGGGGUAAAACAAAACAAAGUCAAAAAUACAACAGAAAUACAUAUAUAUACAGUGUGUGCAAAUGUAGCAAGUUAUGGAGGAUUAAUUCAAAUUGCUCAUACACAUAUUAGAGCUUAAGGGCCCAAGCCCCCACACCCCUCCCCAAACAUAAUUAAAAUUGAUUGUGCCAUUAAACAACAAAGCCUACCGCAUAUUUUCAGCAUGGCAGAAAAACAUCAAACAAAACUGAUUUAAGAUGUCUUUGGUAUAUAAUUGGUCAAGCCUUUGAGUGUGGACAGUAUUAUUAUUAUGCUUACUGGAUGGACUGGUUACCUUAUGCUAUGCUCCAAAAUGUCUAUCCAUGAGUCUGGGAGAGAACGUAUAGCCCUAGGCGAUGCUGCUGGUUCAUUGAUUUGUGCAGGGCGACUUAGUUAGCCUACAAUUAGUGAAUUUGAUCUUGAAUAGCCUAGUAAUAGGGAUUAUAAUUUUUUUUUUUUUAAAUGACUUAGGUGACACAUGACCUUUUAACUAUACAGAAUCUCAACACCAUGCGUUUCCAUCUCCUCUCUCUCCUUUAUUCCUUUCUCGAGCGUGCAGACGGGCUGUCAACAGUUUAGUUAAAUAUGUUUUGUUGCGAUGUUGUGGUAUUAAGCACAUGCGGCGCAAUAAAACCAAGGUAGCCUACUAAAUGGACCUGCGAGAAAGCGCAUGGCCUCAAUCGCUAUUGGAGUGCAUAUAGGUUACUUAUUUUUUUCCCUACCCUGUUCCUCCCCAUUUGAUAAUGGGCCAUUCUAAAUCGAAAAUAAUUUAACAUAUUAGUAAAGACAAGAUUAAAUUGAGAAAUUGUUCACUUGAUGAGAGAACAGCUGUGCAGCCUGAGGCAAGGAACAGAGCACAAGCUUUUUUUUGCUACAUCAACAGCCUAUAGUUGCACCAUGCAGUCCAUAUGUUUUGAUUUCUAAGUAAUUCCAAGGUUUGUAUCAUUCACAACUGAAGUUGCCAAAUAACUCUAAAUCUAGCAUAUGGGACCUGUUUCAAAUGAUCACUUUUACACUUAACAUACCCAUUUCAUUAUCGCACUCGCUCCGUAAUGGGAAACAUUUCCUUUCGAUUUUAUUCAGUUAAGUUCAAUUAUAAUUUUCUUAUUAUAAAAUCAUAUAAAAGAAUGGUCAUUGUAGUUAAUUACCACAUUUUCCACGCUAGACUAUUUAGAAUAUUGGCCUGUUAGAAACUACAAUUCCCUACUACCUUGCACAGUUCAGGCUUGAUCUGAUUUCUCUCUAGAGAAACUUCACAUUGAGCUCACAGAAAAAACCCAAGAACGAAAUUGAAAUAAUUGAACCUUUUUAGUUGUUUAGAAAACGAAUAACUGACGCAUUUGGUUAUUUGCUCAUCACUAUUGAGGUGUAAUGGAGAACAAAACAGUAAAAUCCCCCGUAUUGACAUGUGCCUUUUGUUAAGUAAAUCGGGUGUUAAAUGAGGUGAAAAGGAGACUGAAGGAGGAUUACGGCUGCAUUUUAAUAAUACAUUUUCCUGUUACAAGUUUUUCCAGUUGGGCCAUUGUUUUGAUAGCCUACCCCUCUGUGGAGAAGUCGCUAAAUGUGGUAGCACACGAUAAACAAGCUGGUCUCCACACUGAGAUUCCAAGCAGCCUUGUGCAGCCUGAGUUGAAUCUGUUACAUUCCUCAAAACCAUGCAGAGGCUGCCCCUCUCAUUUUCCCUUGGAAUCUGACCUCUGCGGACCUUGAACGGCCCUCUUCAGGAUUUGGACAGAUCUAAAUGGCCAGGGUCCUUUCAUUAGCCAAGCUUCCCAGCUAGUGGACCAGAAGCUGGCUCCUGUUUCUCGCCAAAAAAAAGCCCUCUGAUCAAUUGUAUGCUUGCCUUAAAAAAAAUAAAUAAAAUAUAUAAUAUAUAUAUAAUAUAUAUAAUAUAUUACUUUGAUGGCUACUAAGCCUAACUAUGACAAGCCUCAUUCCUUUCGUCCAUCUGAAGUUUAUGGGUGAAUGUCUGUUUUAGUCUAAGCUCAUCAGGACUUCGACCCGAAGAAUAGAACAAUGGGCUUAUACCAUUAUACACAAUACUUUUGUUUGAUGCAUUUUGGUCCUCUGUAGCUCAACUGGUAGUGCACCGCGCUUGUAACGCCAGGGUAGUGGGUUCGAUCCCCGGGACCACCCAUACACAAAAAUGUAUGCACGCAUGACUGUAAGUCGCUUUGGAUAAAAGCGUCUGCUAAAUGGCUUAUUAUAUUAUUAUUUUCAUUGUACAUUUUAAUCAGUGCCAUGUGUCAUACCAAUCGGCCUUUAUUUACAUCAGUCUUUCCUUGUCAGCUUAACAAGCAUCCCUGUUCUUACAUUCUGUAGGUAGACCAAACAUGUCUUAUUAUUUUAUUUGGUAAAUGUUUUGUUUCUUAUGUGGGGACAAACGUGAACAAGGUUCUCUGUUUCUUGUUAUCCACUCUGACUUAGGCCUACACACUGUAUUUGCAGGCUUUUAUCUGCUAUCAAAAUGAUUCCUUUUGCCAUUACUGGGCACAUGGCUAUUUUUGUUGGAAUGCAGGCUUUGAAAUAAGCGUGAGAAUUUGCACUAGAAUUAGCCUUUUUUAUUUUCUUGAUGGGGUGAAUUGAAUGCCCAGUGAAUAGCUGUGGAGAGAACAUAAUACUGGUUUCUGCAUUGCUGUCCAUUGGGCUAUAAAUCCCUUUUGGAGGAUGGAAUGUUGGCACUGAGAGAAUGGGUUUUGUCCAGUGCUUGUGUGAGAAAUUCCCCCUCCACCCCAACUCUGGCCGUUGAAUGUCAUUUAGCAUACGUUGUGCGCAAGUAGUGCAUUUCUGGGUUGUUCUGUAUAUAAAUGAGGUAUUCACCCAACACUGAAUUUGAACCAUGUUUUCAUUGGGAAAUGUACCAUAUAGGCUUAGCCUCCGGGAUUACUUUUGAACCAAACAUCGAAUUUGAACCAUGUUUUGUUUCCAUUGGGAAAUGUACCAGGAUCUGACGGAGCUUCACUUGCGUCGCUCUCUACAUACUUUUGUGCGGCUUAAUUUUUGGAGCACGACGCAAACAGAGCUGUGAAAUCACUGUGGAGAGUCCUUUUUUUCCCCUAAAUGGACCACUUGUGGUUUAAUCAGUCUGAGUGGUCACAAGUCUGAGAACGGGAACACCAACAGGGCUGGGACAGUUUUAAUCCCAAAUGUGAAUUAUGAUUAACUACCCUAGCAGCUCCAGAGCAGAGAAACAGCAACUCAUAUUGAACUGGAAAAGUCACUGUAGGCUAGUAGUGGAUCUCAGGAAUGCAGUAGUUGCAUGCAGCUAAACUAGGCCACUUAUAAAAUUCCUCACUCAACCAUAACAAGGGCACAAUGUACAGUGUUGCUAUAUUUAGUCUAUGGGUACUUAGACUUUGUCUGUAUACUAGAUUUUCAGGGUUUGUUUUAGGUUGAAGAACAGAUUAACCUCCGUGUGGUCAAUGUUGUGACGUCUUUCAUUUAGGCUUACUCACAAAUGAGCUCUGGAAUUUUCCAUCGGCAGCAUCACACAAUGAUAUUCAAACAGUGGCUCUUUUAAUUUCCAAUUCUCAAUUAGCUAGACUCCAACACUGCCCUGUUCUUCAGUUUUAUUUUGACGUGGUCCUAACCUCACGCCAGUAUUUACAUGCGUUCUGGAAUGCACCAAUUUGUUGGUAAGCACAUCAGAAUUGUGUUGAGUACACAUUGGAUAUGUUUUGAUUGUGUAAGACAAGAUGCAGGGGGAUGGGUGUUUGCACCCUUGUUGGGCUUGUUUUUUGUCCUCUGGGAAAUGUUGGAUUAGAAUAUUCAUCAGGUCUGAUUAACUCCCUGUUUGACAUUAACUUCACAGUAGGAUAGAUAACCCCUGAAACGAUGACGAGAUCCGCCAAUCGUUUCUCAGAAUCUCCUUUGAUCAUUUACUGAGGGACAACUUGUUUAGACAGGUCCCAUAGAAGUUAGCAAAGGGGGGGCCUGUGACGCCAUAUGAAAUGGGGGGAAUUGCCUGGUGAAUGUGUAUGACUGGAGACUUGCCCUGACAUGCCAGAGUUGGAUGCAUUUGAUUUGAAAUGCAAUGAGGAAGUGAAGGAAAAAUAGUCUCCUUUUGACAUCUGGAGUAGUCUAAAUCAGUCCCUGUAGCCAUGUGGAGACCCAUUUGAGUUUAAAGGGGCAAUCAGCAGUUGCUACAUCCAUUUGUUUUUACUUAUAAAUUAAUGAUAUGUACCCAUUUAAUUCUUGAAGAAUAUCCUAUAAAUGAAUACCUCAUGAGCUUAGUUCAACUGUCGUACCCCCGUCAGAACCCAAAAUAUAAGCUUGUUUUACUGUUUGUAAACACACUAGCCUAAAAACAUGGUUAAAACUAAAAUGUUUAUCUUGGAUGGUCAGUCCUUGCAUCCAUAGCUCUGUCUAUGAAUGAGUGGUUACAUUUCACCAGCCCCAUCCCUCAGCUUUAUACCGAAACGGGGAGGGCACUUUGUUAUUGUUUCAAUUGCUGAUUGCCGCUUUAAAUGGGGACGCAUCAGUCUUAGUUAAAAUUCUGAACAUAGAGGCCCUUUGUCAGCCAAAGUGCUGAGGACAUGAGUGCAAGCCCUACCUCAGUGCAAACAUGAGGAGAAAAUGUCUGCCUGUUUGAAGAUUCUGAUGGCAUUCCCUGCCCUCCCUCAAGUCAAAUGUAAUUUACGUGGGAUUAACUUCAAACCACUAUAUUUGAAACAGAAUUUCAGCACGCAGUUAAACUGCUGGGGGCUCUCCUCACCACGGUCACUGAAUUACCGUAGCAGCAACGCUUAAACUUAACUCUUUCAAAUGUGCCCAAGUUGCUUUCUUUUGUUCAAUGGAACACUGUAACGUAAUAAAAAUGCUUAACUAGAUUUGAGCCUUUUUAUGCAUGUUUUUGGGGGGGAUAGAGAAAGGAACCACCUGGCUAAAAGAGGAACAAGGCUUCCAGUCUCCCAGGCAGCCCUGAGCAGCCAUCCAGAACUGUAAAAAAAAAAACUCUCCCCCUCCUUUGCAGCUGAACAAUGAAUAAUGCAUGACUGUUUCAUUAAUCAUAGACAGGGCAUAUAUUUGCCCAGCCGAGCCAGGUGUUAUCCAACCGGCCGCCCGUGUCUGGUGUCUUGUUCAGCAAUCAGUGCUAACCCAACCCAGUGUGAUGAGAUCUGACAAGGCCCUGUGUGCAAGGGGCCAAAGACUUCAACCCCAAACACGUUCUGCCUAAAUGUACUUUAGGAAUCUCUUUUCGCACCUCGACCCUGUUGCUUGUGUUUUAAUUGGAUCGGGCCAUUCAAUUGCUCUGCCGUUUAAUAGAAUUCACAGUGCUUACUCGGCAAAUGGGCAAUGAAAUGAAGUGUGCUAAUGUGACUAGCAAAAGUUGUCUUUCAAUUAUGUUAAGCCCCUCAUGAUUAUCUUAAUUAUAACGGUAAAGGGAUAGUUCAGGUAUAAUGUAUAUUUGGGUCAAAAUUACCCCUACCUUGAGUUGUCUGAAGGGCCACAAUAAUCCAUUAUUUACUUCUGGCUACAGCAUCGUCCAAAUUCAUUAAUGUAAAUGGCAAACUAAUGUUAACUAUUCUGCACUGCAAGCCCAAAUGAAUUCUGACGAUGCUAAUAUGCUAACACAAUAAUGGAUUCUUGUGGAUUCUGUCACCAUGGGCCUUCAGACACACCUCUAGGUAAGGGUAAUUUGACCCAAAUAUACAUUUUGCCUGAACUAUCCCUUUAAGAGCGUUUGACGGUUAAGGGGAUGAAGGGGGAACUUGAAGUUUGAAUGUCAGACGUGUGAUUUUUGGAGGUCACUGUUGGUGACUGGUUGUGUCUGUGUUGAAAGGCCUACUGUAAGUGGAGGGUUAAAAGGGGAUAUUAGUGAUGACUCUUUGUUUACUGUAGUUGGUCACUUCCUGUCUUACCUUUCCAGCCAAAAAGAUUAGUCAGAGGCCCACUCACUUCCUGUUAAAACUUGUGAUAGUUUUUGCAAAGGUCAAGCAGAAGAUUUAGGGGAAACUUGCCAUACAAAGUUUUCAGUGGCACUGGCACAUAUAAAAACCCACAAUGUAUGAGAAUUAGCCAUUGUAGGUGACAGUAAUUAUUUAAGCAGAUUUCAUGUGCCAGUGCCAGCAUUCUCUUUAAGCAGAUUUCAAGCAGCUGUGGUCCUCUGUAGCUCAGCUGGUAGAGCACGGCGCUUGUAACGCCAAGGUAGUGGGUUCGAUCCCCGGGACCACCCAUACACAAAAACAAAAAAAAAUUAUGCACGCAUGACUGUAAGUCGCUUUGGAUAAAAGCGUCUGCUAAAUGGCAUAUUAUUAUUAUGUGUAAAAUUUCUCAAAUUCACUCUAUACAGCGGUUGUUGGAAUAUAGGCUACUAGAAGUAGGCUUAGACUUUCUCCACAGUUGAAAGUGGUUUUGGAAAUGUAGCCUUAUGCCAACUAGGAUCUGUGUUUUUCUACUUGCUGUAGUAUUCUGCUUCUAAGUGCUGUGUUUGGGGCAGCAGGUGCGGGAGACUGAGACAUGGAUGCCCAUGAAGAUGACCCAAGCCGUGUCGCGUGACGAGUUUGUCGCGUCUGGAGACGGCUCCGACUUCGGCUUCCCCGAUGAGGAGCACGACACAUUUGACAAUGAGGACGACACGGAAGAUGAGGAUUAUGACGAUUUCUCUGGCUCUGGAGAUGGAGGUUGGUGUUUGCAAAAAUCUGCUAAUUUGCUUUAGCAAGCUGAUAGAAUAUAAUGAAAUAUUGUUAACUUGUUUUCUUCUCUCUUCAGUAACUACUAUUACAAUCAAAAAUGACAAUACCAUGACAAAGGUAAGGUUUCUCAUAAUUAGCUAUCAUGUACCAAAUGAGAGUCAAGUUUCCUCUUUUUAUAGUAGGCCUAAUUCUCAGUUUUUUGCUCAUAGCCUGACAUGAACGACAACAACAUUCCAGACCUGGACAGAUCCCUGAGGCCCAAACCCACACCGAAUGACAUUGAACUGGUCCAGAAGAACAAUGAAGUGUCAGUGCGGGGUGUUCCCAACCCCGAGGAGCACCUACCGAAUGUACUGAUGGCCCAUGCAGGGGAGGAGAGCAUCUUCAGAAAAACAGAGGUCCUAGCAGGUGAGGCAACAGCACACUUAACUUUAUUUGGUCUAGUCAAAUUGUUAUUAUUGAAGUAUUUGUGGCAGUUAAAUUUCACUGUCAGAAAUAUACGGUUUCAUUUUAAGCUUGUCAAAGUUAUUUGCAAGAAUACGCUCUCAAGUGCGGCUAAUUGUAAUUCGACUGCGUUUUUGUUUCAGCUCUGAUUGCUGGUGGAGCAGUGGGGCUGCUCUUUGCUGUCUUCCUCAUCCUCCUGCUCGUCUACCGCAUGAAGAAGAAGGACGAAGGCAGCUACGACCUGGGAAAGAAGCCCAUCUACAAAAAGGCUCCCACCACAGAGAUCUACGCCUAA